AUGUCUCACGUACCGCCGGCGGGUAUCUAUCCUCCUCUAGUGACAUACUUCAAUGAGGACGAGUCUAUCGACUACGACAGUGUUUUGAAACACAUUCACCACGUGGUGAAAGGCGGCGUUGCAGGUCUUGUGCUGCAGGGUAGUAACGGCGAGGCAGUGCACUUGCUUCAUGACGAGCGACAGGAGCUUGUCAAGCGAGUUCGCCAAUAUCUUGUCGAGAUUGGUCACCCAGACCUGCCAAUAAUCGUGGGAUGCGGUGCAUUCAGUGUUCGCGAGACUUUGUUGCAUAUCGAGGAAGCCAAGAAUGCCGGUGCUGACUAUGCGCUGGUGUUGGCCCCAGCUUAUUGGGUGCCUUUGAUGUCCCCCGAUGGUUUGAAAUCCUUCUUUGGAGAAGUAGCGGAUGCAUCUCCCUUGCCUAUCUUGAUUUAUAACUACCCCGAUGUAACCGGUGGUAUCAAUAUCAGCUCUGAAACAAUCAUUGAGCUUGGAAGAAAGCACAAAAACAUCGUUGGAGUCAAACUCACCUGUGGAGAUGUUGGCAAACUGAACCGUAUUCAAUGUUCUUUCGCACCUGGAGAGUUCGCCGGGUUUGCUGGAAAAUCCGACUUUUUGCUCCCGGCUCUAGUCAUUGGUACGCACGGAGCGAUCGUCGGAUCCGCGAAUGCCUGGCCCUUUGUGCAUGCGAAGGUCUCCGAGUAUUUCAGAAAUGGUCAGAUCGCAGAGGCCCGGGAACUGCAAACAAAACUCAGUCACGCAGAUGAUGCACUCAUGAGAAUUGGAGCAGUGGGCGUUAAGGCGACGAUGUCUCACUAUUUUGGAUGUGGAACUGGACGUGGUCGGCGACCUUUUGGAAGUGCUUCUUAUCUGGAGUAUCCAGAAAACUUGCGGAAGCCUAUUGAUGAGAUGACUGUCAUUGAGAAAGAGUUAUCGGGACAUUAG
This is a messenger RNA of Penicillium cataractarum, 939 nucleotides long. Its product is annotated as dihydrodipicolinate synthase family protein. The record is from RefSeq and is a predicted model, not a curated record. Lineage: Eukaryota; Fungi; Ascomycota; Eurotiomycetes; Eurotiales; Aspergillaceae. The transcript has 2 exons. Gene Ontology annotation, molecular function: 4-hydroxy-tetrahydrodipicolinate synthase activity. The coding region runs from base 1 to 939 and encodes 312 amino acids.